Molecule: messenger RNA, 459 nt
Organism: Ziziphus jujuba (common jujube)
Lineage: Eukaryota; Viridiplantae; Streptophyta; Magnoliopsida; Rosales; Rhamnaceae
Exons: 2
Coding region: 1-459 (152 amino acids)
Source: RefSeq, a predicted model, not a curated record
AUGAGGUUGAACACAGUGGAUAGGGACUGGCGGUUCGACUGGGCACUCGCCGGAACAGUAACUUCCGGUUCUAAUACUUCUUUACUUGCUGCUUUGGUCACCCGUUUAAACACUGAAUUUGCUCUGAAGGAUCUUGGUUCUCUUUGUUAUUUUUUGGGUAUUGAAGCUCUGCCUUUUUCUGGUGGUUUGUUCUUAUCUCAAACCAAAUAUGCUCAUGAUCUUUUGCAGUUGGCCAAUUUGUUAGGCGCUGCGCCCAUGGCCACCCCGAUUUCUGUCAAACAAACCUUUCAUAGCCAAGAUCAUCUUCCUGUCAAUGCAACCGAAUAUCGAAGCCUGGUGGGAGCACUUCAAUAUCUCACAUUUACACGGCCGGAUAUUCAGCAAGCUGUUAAUCAUGUGUGUCAGCAUUUUCAAACUCUCCCACAGCAGCAUCUUCGGGUCGUUAAGCGUAUCCUCUGA